AGCGCGCUAAGCUAGCUCAUUCCGUCUCCACUGGAAGACAUGGGGGCUGUGUUUCUCAGCCAUUACUGACAGCAGCACAGCUGAGAGUCUUCUUAUAACAAGGAAUAUACCUGAGAGCCCUCUUCACAUCCAGCUGCCAGGUGAGGCGUGAAAAUGGAGUCUAUGCUGAACAAGCUAAAAAGCACCGUCACCAAGGUGACGGCAGAUGUCACCAGCGCCGUUAUGGGAAACCCCGUGACUCGGGAAUUUGAGGUUGGACGACAUAUUGCCAGUGGAGGUCCUGGAUUGUGCUGGAGGAUCUACAAUGGCACCAAGAAGUCCACCAAACAGGAAGUGGCGGUGUUUGUGUUUGAUAAGAAGAUGAUUGACAAGUAUCAGAAAUUUGAGAAGGACCAAAUCGUUGAUUCGCUGAAAAAAGGGGUGCAGCAGCUGACCAGACUGCGUCACCCCCGCCUCCUGACGGUGCAGCAUCCUCUGGAAGAGUCGCGAGACUGCUUGGCGUUCUGCACAGAGCCGGUGUUUGCCAGUCUGGCCAACGUGCUGGGCCAGUGGGAGAACCUGCCCAGUCCCAUGCCCAACGACAUCAAGGAGUACAAACUCUAUGAUGUGGAGACCAAGUAUGGCUUGCUACAGAUCUCGGAGGGUUUGUCGUUUCUCCACAGUGGAGUGAAAAUGGUCCACGGCAACUUGUGUCCAGAAAACGUCAUCCUCAACAAGAGCGGAGCCUGGAAGAUUAUGGGCUUUGACUUCAGCAUCUCCUCUACCAACCCCUCAGAAGCUGAGCCCAAGUACUCAUGUAAAGAGUGGGAGCCCAGCCUCCCUCCACUCUGCCUCCCCAACCCGGAGUACCUGGCCCCCGAGUACAUCCUGUCCGUCAGCUGUGACUCCGCGUCCGACAUGUACUCCCUGGGCGUGGUCCUGCACGCCGUCUUCAAUGAGGGCAAGCCUGUUUUCCAAGUCAACAAGCACGACAUAUUUAAGAGCUUCAGCAGGCAACUGGACCAGCUGAGCAGCAUAAGUCCAGCCGUGUUGAAUAAGAUCCCAGAGGAAGUUCGGGAACACGUCAAAAUGCUGCUCAGUGUCACGCCCAACGUGCGACCAGAUGCAGAUCAAAUGACCAAGAUUCCAUUUUUCGAUGAUGUGGGUGCUGUGACGCUGCAGUACUUUGACUCACUCUUCCAGAGGGACAACCUACAGAAGUCCCAGUUCUACAAAGGCCUCCCCAAAGUCCUGCCCAAACUACCCAAGAGAGUCGUGGUGUAUCGGAUCUUGCCGGCACUGACCUCAGAGUUUGUGAACCCGGACAUGGUUCCCUUCGUGCUGCCCAACGUGCUGCUGAUCGCUGAGGAGUGCACCAAGGACGAGUACGUUCGUCUCAUCAUGCCGGACCUCACGCCGGUUUUCAAGCAACAAGAGCCCGUUCAGGCUAGUAAUAUGAUCCUGCUGAUAUUCCUGCAGAAGAUGGACCUCCUGUUGACCAAGACGCCUGCAGAAGACAUUAAGAACAGCGUGCUGCCGAUGGUCUACAGAGCUCUGGAAGCCCCUUCUGUCCAGAUCCAGGAGCUGUGCCUGAACAUCAUCCCGACGUUUGCCAACCUGAUUGACUACCCGUCCAUGAAGAACUCCCUCAUCCCUCGAAUCAAAUCAGCCUGCCUGCAGACCUCUUCCCUCGCUGUUCGAGUGAACUCUCUGGUGUGUCUGGGCAAGAUUUUGGAAUAUCUGGACAAGUGGUACGUCAUUGAUGAGAUCCUGCCCUUCCUACAACAGAUCCCCUCCAGAGAACCAGCAGUGCUAAUGGGCAUUUUAGGAAUUUAUAAGUGCACCUUCAGCCACAAGAAGUUGGGCAUCCCCAAAGAGCACCUGGCCAGCAAGAGCCUGCCCCACCUCGUCUCCCUUAGUAUAGACAACAACCUUAACUUAAACCAGUUUAACUCGUUCAUGGUGGUGAUACGGGACAUGCUGAGUCGCAUGGAGGCCGAACACAAGACCAAGCUGGAGCAGCUGCACAUCAUGCAGGAGCAGCAGAGGAGUAUGCACAUCUCAAACCCAGGCAGCCAAUCAGAGGAGACCAAGAGCCCAGCGAGCAGCGGCAACCAGAUUGAUGAUAUAUUUGGCAACUCUGGGGUUAAUGGGAAAGAGAACGGAUCUGCAGCUCCAGCCCCGCAGCCUAAUAGAAUGUCUCUGACUCUGGAGGAGAAGCAGCGGCUGGCGAAGGAGCAGGAGCAGGCGGCCAAACUGAGGAGCCAGCAGCCGUUAGCGCCACAGAGCAUCAAACCAGCCAACACCACCAACACAAAGACUAAGGAUCUGACGAGCAGCCUUCUCAACAACAUGACAUCGUUAAACACGAUGUCCUUGGCGAACACAGCGCGACCGUCCCCCGUGCAGGGCGCCACCAUCUCUGCCUACCCCUCCCCCGGCCCCAUGGUAGCGCCCAUGGGUGCCCCAAUGGGGGCCUCGGUGUCCAACGGCUUCAACCCCCCCAUGGGCUUCCAGACGGGGGGCAUGGCGAUGGGGAUGCGGCCCAGUGGCCCCGGCCUCUACGCCGGCAUGGCCACCACCACCAGCGCCCCAAACUUUGGAGCCCUCACGCAGAACCAAGGACCCGUCGGCCAGACGAGUAAAACCCCGGACAUGUCGGCCUUGGACAGUCUUUUCUCACCCAGCCAGCCCAAAGUCACCCUCAACCAAAUGGGUCCCAAACCAACACCCAGCAGCCCUUGGAUCAGCCAGUUUGGUGGCGCCCAGAACGCUCAGACUCAGAUGCACGGCGCCCCGGUCCCUAUGGGGGGCGUGCCCAGCGGGUUUGGGAUGCAAGCAAACCCUUUUUUCAACCCGCAGAACUUUUCUCAACCAGCUGCUGCUGCUGCUGCCCCGAGCAUGAACCAAAGUGGAAUUAAACAAAGUGCAUCUGUCAACAAUGAUCUGAAAGACUUAUUUGGCUAAGUUUAACAUAAAGAGGUGAUUCUUUUAAUAUCUUCAGACAGACAAAAGAGCCUUGAAUUCUCACAGAACAAGACACUGAUUGAAUGUGAAGAUUUCAAAUCCUUUCAAGGGUUUUUUGCUGUCUGUAUUUCUAAUCUGACCUGGUUUAAAAGUCUCUCGCUCACAUUCAGCCGGCAAAUUAACCUGAAUUCCAUUUCUACUUGAGCAGAAGGACAAACGGUUUGGGUGGGAGCUACUUCUUCUAUGCUGUGUUCUUUAAAUGCUGGGGGUUUCCUACUGUUUUGUACUUGACACUCUUUGGGGAGUCCAAAUGGUGUGGGUUGAGAUGAAUCCCAACUCAGUUUAUUCAGGAAGGUUUUGUGUUCAUAUCAUGAAUGAUUGAGUGGAUUUCACUUCCUGAACAAGUUGCAUCAGAAUCAUCCCUUAAAUUGGCAGAAAAAGAAGGAAAACAUUCCUGCUUCACAUCCGCUACACGCUUCUGUAUCUUUAUUGCUUCUCCAGACUAUUUUAGAAUUUGCUGCAUGUCUAAAGUGAUCAGAGAGUUGGCUGGAGAACAAAACCCACAUACACCAAAAUGUCCGUGCCCAGUGGGAGGUAGCUGGAAGUGUAGCACUGACAAGCCUGCAGCCACUGAUCUGCAUCCAGGAGCUCCUCCGUGGAGACCAUCUAAAGGGGGCUGGAGGAAACUGACAGCCCAGCAGCCGCAGUUCAGACGGGGGGGGGGAACCCAGUAGCCCCACUGCAGCCCGUCGCCAUGGUAACCAUUUCUCUGCAGCACCAGAAAAACCUCCAUUUUAUGAACACAAAUUGGACUCUGGUCAUCAGUUGUUUUUUUUUUUUACCCUUUGGUCUCAUUCUUUUAUCAGAUUCCAAAGCUUGCUUUCCUCCUGGUGCUUAAAGGAAAACUUCACUCUGAAAAGUGACCAUUUGCAUAUUUUGUUUUCUCAUCCUGUGUCACUUUGAAUACUUGGAGGUAAACUUUUCUCGCAUAC
Molecule: messenger RNA, 3938 nt
Organism: Centropristis striata (black sea bass)
Lineage: Eukaryota; Metazoa; Chordata; Actinopteri; Perciformes; Serranidae
Gene: scyl2
Product: SCY1 like pseudokinase 2
Exons: 19
Coding region: 154-2946 (930 amino acids)
Biological process (GO): protein phosphorylation
Molecular function (GO): protein kinase activity; ATP binding
Source: RefSeq, a predicted model, not a curated record